AUGGGCGAACAUAAACCUGAUGCUUCUGAAAGGAAAGAUUACCUAAUGGAUCUAGAUGGCAUGGAAGUUAACUCAAAGGCUAAUCCGUCCGCUCUCUAUGAAAGUCGAAUGAGAAUUGAUCGCAAUGAGAGCAUGCCAAUUAAAAUCGAACGUCGAUACGUAAAGCCAAUUUCGGAAGGCUCCGCCACAAAUAAACACCCCGAAGUUCCGUCACCCCAUAUCGCAAGUCGCACCAACUCACUUGGCUUGGCUCAAGCCACCUCCGCAGCAUUAGCAGUGGCUUUGAUGCGGACAAGUUUGGAAAUAUCAUUGAAUGUUAAAAAUGUAGAGGGCAUAGAUUAA
Acaulospora colombiana is the source of this 342-nucleotide messenger RNA. NCBI's taxonomy places the organism in Eukaryota, Fungi, Glomeromycota, Glomeromycetes, Diversisporales, Acaulosporaceae. The record is from the annotation of a GenBank genome assembly.